GAAGGGAGAGGCAUGGUUUAUAUAAAACCCAGUCUGGCACAAUCCAUGGAUUUCUUCCUAGGAAAAAGUUAUGAAACUUUUGGCAAACUUUUCACUGGCUCAAAAGCACAACAGAGUGGUAAAUCAGCAGCUUGAUCUGUGUGGAGCUGAAUCCAAUACUGUCCCCCUGGAAAACGUGCUAGGAAGAAUGAGGCUGUCCGAAGACGUCUGUUGCCUAUUCCUUGUGGUCCUGCUGGUUGAUCUACUCCCUGAGUCAUCCUGCGGCAACAACCCCCGCUAUGAGAAGUUCCUGAACCAGCACCGAGACGAGCCCAGGAGCCGCUUCCACGGCCGAUACUGCAACACCCUCAUGGGCAGCCGUGGCCUGACCAAACCCGAGUGCAAGGAGGUGAACACUUUCAUCCACGGCUCCAAGCGGCAGAUCCGGGCCGUGUGUGCCGAAGGAGGGCUUCCCUCGGGGGAGCUGCGGAAGAGCCGGCAGCACUUCAGAGUCACCACUUGCACGCUCCGGGGGGGCUCCACUCGCCCACCGUGCGAAUACAAGGAGAACAUUUCGCCCAGGUACAUCGUCAUUGGCUGCGAAGGCGGCUGGCCGGUGCACUAUGACGAAAGCCAGAUUGUGACCUCUCUUUGAAGCACCAUUGGUAGACCUGAAGGAAUCUCUCUUCCCUGUGUAUUCAUCAAAUUCUGUAUCCCAGUAUCCCAGUCAAAACAAAGCCCAAGUACAUGAAAUAGCUGUGUUCACAUUAAUCCAUUGAAACCUUCCCUUGCCUCGACUUUUCCUUCCCUCUUUAUUUCUCACCUCCCCCAUUCUCAAAUAGAUUGUAAGCUCACUGGGGCAAGGAGUUGCCUUUAAUGUUUGUUGCUCUGCAAAGCGCUGUGUAUACGGAUGACACUGUUUCAACGCUAAUAUUGUCAUUGUUAAUCAUGGCCACCACCAUGGGAUCAAUAUUGAAUCAUAUGCAGAUUAGGCCCACUGAAAUCAAUAGGGCUUCACUGAGUCAUCACUGGUAUUCCAAACAGUAAGGAGACUACCCUAAAUAUGAAUGAGACUGAAUCUGAUCCAACAAGUUUACACAGUGGUACCUCGGUUUUUGAACGUCUCCGUUGAUGAACAUUUCGAUUUUCGAAAUGCUUCACUUUUCGGAUAUGCCUUGGAAGUCGAACAUGCAACACAGCUUCCACUGAAUGCAAGAUCCUGUGGCCUAGCUGUCAGCUAUUGAGUUUUUGGUUUUCGAAUGUUUCAGAACUCAAACCGUCUUCCGGAACAGAUGACAUUCGAAAACCGAGGUACCACUGUAAUAUCAUUUUACAGAAAUAAGUGACAAUGUGCUGGAAUAUACUAUAUUCAGCACAUGUGAUUGGGAAGUAUCCUGGCAGCGCUACGAGUUACCAUGACAUUAUUGAAUCGUAUCGCUUUGAAGAAUUUCUUGCUGCUGUUUGCUUUAUUUCUGUGCUUUUGUGUUUGGUGUUAUAAUGAUUGUGAUGUUUUAUUUUCAAUGCUGUUGUGAUUAUUGUGAGCCACUGCUCACAGUAUAUAUAUGCUACACAUAUAUUGGCUGCACAUGUAAAAAGAAAAGUAAGGACUAUAUAAAUACACAUUAAAAACCUUACAAACCUUUUUUAUUCAUUAUCUUUAAAUUAGAAG
Messenger RNA from Podarcis raffonei (Aeolian wall lizard), 1648 nucleotides. RefSeq names its product angiogenin-like. The record is from RefSeq and is a predicted model, not a curated record. The transcript is spliced from 2 exons. NCBI's taxonomy places the organism in Eukaryota, Metazoa, Chordata, Lepidosauria, Squamata, Lacertidae. Gene Ontology annotation, molecular function: nucleic acid binding. The coding region runs from base 71 to 634 and encodes 187 amino acids.